This is a messenger RNA of Carcharodon carcharias (great white shark), 3276 nucleotides long. RefSeq names its product endonuclease/exonuclease/phosphatase family domain containing 1 (gene eepd1). The record is from RefSeq and is a predicted model, not a curated record. Gene Ontology annotation, biological process: DNA repair. Gene Ontology annotation, molecular function: DNA binding. Lineage: Eukaryota; Metazoa; Chordata; Chondrichthyes; Lamniformes; Lamnidae. Gene Ontology annotation, cellular component: plasma membrane. The transcript is spliced from 7 exons. The coding region runs from base 639 to 2321 and encodes 560 amino acids.
AAAGCACAGUUUGCAUUUUGACUGGUUCUCAAUCACUGCGUGAGGAUUGAAGAAAGAAAAAAGACCAAGGCAUUCAUAGCACACUGCCAGAAACUCUGCCUCUUAACUGCAAAGCUCUAGUCAUUUGGUUGUGAAAAACUGCACUCCGAAAUGUCUGUAACCAGAUCUGAUAGCAUGUGACUUGUCCUGGAGCUAUUAUGAUUUGUCAGCUGGAGGCACUGGGCUCCACCUACUUGAGAUGAUUGGCAUUCACGACCGAUGCUAAUGCUGCACAGUGAUUUGACAGCAGAGCUGGCACAGUGCCUGCUUUACAUCUCUGGAUUCGGCAGCUAACGCAACAAGGACAUAAGCGGCUUAUUGAGAAACAAGCACACUGCUGUGGAGGAAGUUGAAUUUGAAAAAGAGCAUUUAACUGCCUUGAGGAAACCAGUGUACGCUGUGGUUAGCUGGGGACUGAUCGUGCUGCUAGGGUAACUACAGGGCAGAAGUGUUUUCCAGUCUGUAGUACUAUUAUGAGUAGGUGCAGACAAAUGUGACUGCUGAGUCUCAACGCACCGUGUGAGAGAAGCUAUUAACUGCAGCAAAGGGAGAAGCGUGAAUGAUCUUUUCAGACUUUUGGUGCUCAUGUAUGAAUAACGAUGGGAGGGAACCUAGGCUGCCACCGUUCAAUCCCCAAAGAUCCUUUGGAGAUUGGCCAGAAUCGCAAGUUCAGUGCGGCAUGCAACUUCAGCAACAUUCUGGUGAAUCAGGAACGACUCAACAUCAAUACAGCCACCGAAGAGGAGCUGAUGACCCUUCCAGGAGUCAACCGAAUGGUGGCCCAGAACAUUGUGGAGUACCGGGAGUGUAUCGGUGGCUUUAAAAAAGUAGAGGACUUGGCACUGGUGAGUGGUAUCGGUGCCGCUAGGCUGGAGCAGGUCAAACUAGAGAUUUGUGUGACGAACAGUAAAAGCGUUGGCUCGGCCCAGCAUUCACCCAGCUCCGUGCGGAAGGGUCCCUAUUCUGAAACGCUCUCCCCCGCCAGUAGGAUCAAUGUUAACACCGCCACAGUGGCCCAGUUGAUGAGCCUGCAGGGGAUAAAUGACAAGAUUGCACGAGGUAUUGUAAGUUACCGGCAAGAGUGUGGACCGUUCCAAACCAUUGACGACCUGGUCAAAGUAACAUCCAUCAGCUCAUCGCUCCUGGAUAAGGUCCGGCCUCGCGUUGUCACAGAGUGCUCGCGGCCUACGUCCACCCACACCACCAAUGGUGGAAUCGAUUUCACAGCCAAGCCUCGGCCCAGCCCCACUUCCCUCAGCUUGCAGAGUGAGGACCUGGACCUUCCUCCAGGCGGCCCGACUCAGAUCAUCUCAACGCGGCCGAAUGUGGAGGUUUUCAGUGGGCUGAGGGAUGGUGAGCGUGUCCUGAGGCUGGCCAGUUGGAACCUACAAGAUUGCUCGAUCGAAAAGGCCAGUAAUCCUGGAGUGAGAGAAGUGGUCUGCAUGAGCCUUCUGGAGAACAGCAUCAAGUUAUUGGCUGUGCAAGAAAUUAUUGACCGAGAAGCCCUAGAAAAGUUCUGUGCAGAAUUGAAUCAGCCAAUGCUGCCAAAUGUUCGUAAAUGGAAAGGUCCCAGAGGAUGUUGGAAGUGUACUGUAUCUGAGAAACCAUCCGUACAGAUGCAUAAGAGUACAGAGUAUGCUGGUUAUCUUUGGGACAGCAGUGCUGGAGUAGAACUAAAAACUGCCUUCCUUCUGGAGAACGCACAAACCAAUGGGAAUGGGAAACCCUGCGUCUCCAAGCCUUAUCUUGCACAUUUCAAGGUUGGAAUAAUCAAUGUUAUUCUGGUAAAUAUCCAUCUGAAAGGAGCAGACCCUGCAGAAGAGAAAACUCAUACUGAUUGCCAUAACAUCUCAGUGUUUACAGACACUCUUCAAGAAACCCUGAAAGGUGAAAAAGACAUUGUUAUUUUGGGGGACUUCAGCCUGUCACCGGACAUGAAUGAUUUUGACCUCCUACGAAAAGAGAGGUUCCUUCACUGUGUUCCAGCCAAUACCUUCACAAACAUUAGCACUAAGAACCCUCAGGGUUCAAAGUCAACAGACAACAUCUGGAUCAGUCGCUCACUCAAGAAAACAUAUUCAGGUCAUUGGGCUGUUAUUAGGGAAGGCCUCACCAACCCCUGGAUUCCUGAUAGUUGGUCAUGGGGUGGAGUUGCAUCCGACCACUGCCCAUUAUGGGCAGAGUUCUACAUAGAUAAAGACUUCGAUAGGAAAGUGCCAUUUGGAAAUGGCAGCGCAGUGACUGUUGAGCAAGCAGAUGGGAGCACAAAGGAUGAGCGGUGACACAUAACAACUGUAUGCCACAUUUUUAUCGGACGUUUAUUACAGAACAGUUAUUUGUCAAUGAAGCCCAUGGGUGACUGAAUGUGAAAGGAUCUAAUCUGCCUUUUAACAAUUAACUUUUGGUUGUGAUGUGAUUUGUUUCUGCUGCAAAUAAGUAUGUUUAAAAAAAAAACAUAAUCAAUUGUUUAUUUUUGAGGGGGAGCUGGAAAGAGGAGACACUUUUAAAUGGAAGAAAGGAUAAUUUAUACCAAAUGAAGUGGCAAUUUAACAGAAUGUUAAUAAUAUACUUUAUUUUGAAAAGAGAAUUACAUUUAGUUUCUUCCUUCCCUCCUUCCAGUUCAAAAAUCUUCAAAGUACUGCACUAUUUUCAUUCAAUACCACUGACGUAGCUUGAAUUCAGAAGCUAAACAUGGAAGAUACAGCUGCUGCUGGCAUUUUGUGCUUUGGGUAACACAAGUGAAAAGGUUGGAUUUGUACAUAAACCUUCCUGAAAUAGUAAAAAUAAAUUUAUUUUGUGAUUAUUUUUUUCCCUUUUGCACAGAACUUUAGGAUAUAUUUGUUCUUAUUCCAGUAUUAGCAAUAUAAAAAUAAAAUAAAUAGAUUCUAUUUGUACUGAGCUUGCAAUGGUACAGUUUUUAAGAAAGUGAAAAUGUUUGGUACGCUAAGAUUGUACCUGUUGCACAUAAGUAGCAUACUGCUGGGGUGGCAAAGCCACAUUUUGCCUGAACCCAGAGAGUUAAAGGGAAGAAUCUAUGUUCUGCAGUAAAAUGGUGCUAGCACAGUGCAGCUACUUUAACAGUCUGACGCUCGAGUGUUGAUUGUCUCCUGUGAGCCUGUGACUAGAAUACCAAAACGGUACCAUUUAUGACUGUUACUAUAAUUACAACUUGUAAUAUGAGACUGUAUGUUCCUCUGAAAUUGCACCUUUGAUUAAAGAGCUAAUAAAUUUAACAAA